AUGACUCCAAAUGGAGGGGUUGAUAGUGGAAAUAUGCCUUAUUUCUUUAAGCUUCGUUGUGAACACUGUGACGAGCUGUCGAAAAGACAAUGUGUCUACAUGUCUGGGGCGUGCAAAGGAUGCAAAGAAACUGGGGCUGUAACACUAAUUUCCGGUUAUGGAAGGGAUUUGACGGUGAGUGGAGCUUAUGCUCCGCUUAUGCUCUUUAAAUGUACUAACGGGCUAGUCCCGGAAGGAUAUGAAUUCAACGGCGGCUGGACCCUUACUACUGAUUCGAAUAAGGUUAUCAUGGACGUGAACUUGGUUAGCAAUUCCUUCUACGGCAACUUUGAUGAAUACGGAAAUCAGCCUACAAUUAAAAACACUAGAGGAAAGUUUACUCUUUACCAAGAAUAUUGA
This is a messenger RNA of Solanum verrucosum, 399 nucleotides long. RefSeq lists its product as uncharacterized. The record is from RefSeq and is a predicted model, not a curated record. Gene Ontology annotation, molecular function: zinc ion binding. Lineage: Eukaryota; Viridiplantae; Streptophyta; Magnoliopsida; Solanales; Solanaceae. The transcript has 4 exons. Bases 1 to 399 code for a protein of 132 amino acids.